This is a messenger RNA of Astrephomene gubernaculifera, 1902 nucleotides long. The record is from the annotation of a GenBank genome assembly. NCBI's taxonomy places the organism in Eukaryota, Viridiplantae, Chlorophyta, Chlorophyceae, Chlamydomonadales, Astrephomenaceae.
CGGCAGGCGAUACGUGGCGGAGGAGGAGAAUAGUGAUGAUGCGGACAUGGCGGACAUCGGCGGCGAAGGAACAGAGCUUCAUGAUUUUGAAAGCGAUGAAGACGAUGAUGCGGUAGCGGAGACAGAGGAUUCCGCCAUUAUGGUCGCAGCCCGCGCCGCAGCAGAGUGCUGGUCCGCUGGUAAGCCCCUCGCCGCCGCGAUGGCGGCUCUUUCAGUGGACCGCGCUGUCGCGCUUGUGCGGCGUUUAGCAGGCCUGUUGGCCACUGCCGUACCUCCAGCCACUGCGGGCUCCAGGAGCGGAGAUGGCCAAGCGGACAGCACCGCAGUCAGGGACAAGGUUGCCGCCCUCAAUCCCCGUGCAUGGGCGGCCCACGCCGCCUGUCUGCUGCGGGCUCUGCCCGGUGGCCCCGCGCAUCGCCAUGCCGCCCUGGACCUGCUGCUUGCCGCCCGGCCGGAGUGGCGCAGCUGGCGCACCUGGGCGGGGGCGGCAGCGGCGGCGGCCCAGCUGUCUGGGAGCAGCAGCAGCAGUGACAGCCGCGCCCUCCUCCGCCCUGACCCGUCCUUGGAGUACCUGGCCAGGCUGGUGGCGGCGGAGGGGGCUGCGGAGGUGUUGAUGCUGGGGCCGGCUGGGGCUGCGGCGGCGUCGGAGGGCACGAGAGGCGCAUCAGAGUGCGGGGAGGGUGGGUGUGACGGACAUGGUUGGGUGAUAUUGGAGCUGCUGUGUGGUCACCAUGCGGCGGAGCGAGUAACAGCAGUAGCAGUGGCACCAAUGCCAGCGGAAGACAAGGAAGACGAGGAGGAGAAGGCGGUUCCCGAGGGUAGCAAAGCAGGCGAGGAUGUGGCAGUAAGCUUUGCUAUCAGCGGUUCCUGGCGGCGAGCGGUGGGGCGAGCUGCGGAGGCUUUGCUGCGGCACGUGGUGCACUGCAUCAGCGCUGUGGGGGAUGACAGCGAGGCAUCAGGCAGGGCGCUGUGGGACCUGGUGGACCAGCUGGCCCAGGGCUGCAGGGGCCCUGCUUCGGACUCCCAGGCGGUGCCAUCCGCAGCAGGUCGUUUCGAGGAGAACUCGAAAGCAGACCUUCCGAACCCUCAGGCCGCCUUCCUGGACUCCCUGUGCCACGUGGCUUCAGUCAUGCAGCGCGCAGCUGCCGAUGCCGAGGCAGCAGCCUGCGGGGGCGCUGAUCUCCUAGCCUCCCCGUUGUUAGCCCAACAGCAACACCUAUGUCACACAUGGCUAAGCACUUGCCGCCCCGAUGCAUGCACAAGCCCUGACUGCUUGCCGCCUCAGGCGCUGCUGCGAUUGUUGCCGCUGGUGGCGGGUCCGAUUCGCCGCGCCGCCGUUGCUGCCGCCUCUCGGGGUAGCGGCUGUGGGGCCGCCAUCAGCGCUGGGGCAGUACCAGGCACAGGGUCAGAGGCUGAGGCGGUUGUUGCUGCGGCGGGGCUUCCGGGGCUGUCAUGCGCCUGGGUGCGGCACUGCCUGGCGGGGGACGCUGUGCUGGUCAACCCAUCAUCUUCGGCAGUGACAGCGCUGGAGAUGGCGGCGGCCUGCUUCCCGCUGCCACCUCUUCGAAGCCGAAAGCAGCAGCAGCUGAUUCCGCUGAGGAGGAAGCGGCUCACACGUGCGUCAUCCGGCUGGCGCACGCAGCAGUGGUGUACCAGUGGCAGGCGCUGGAGGAGCUCGAGUGGACAGCACUGCUGACGUUUGUGGAGGAACAUCUGGCAGCCGCAGUGGCAACACUCUCCGGCUGCCUGGCGCAGCUGGCAGCCGUCGCACGCGCCGCCGCAGAUGCGCUGCUGCAGCAGUCCCCCGGCAGCACCCCCGCAGGCCCCAUGGCGCUACAGCUGCUGCGGAAGCUGUGUCAGCGGGGGGUACUGGGCCAGGUGGCUCAGGGGCGGCAACUCGUG